Molecule: messenger RNA, 3077 nt
Organism: Limulus polyphemus (Atlantic horseshoe crab)
Lineage: Eukaryota; Metazoa; Arthropoda; Merostomata; Xiphosura; Limulidae
Product: papilin-like
Exons: 17
Molecular function (GO): protein binding; serine-type endopeptidase inhibitor activity
Source: RefSeq, a predicted model, not a curated record
CGUCUUGACUUAUAAGAUCAUGAAGCUUUGUAUACUUAUUCUAUGCAGCUUAAUAUGUCAAACCAUAGCACUUACUCUAUCUGCUCCGAGGAAUUUAGUGGUCACUGAAUCCAGAACAUUGUCACAUUCUCUCGAGCUCCGCUGGGACCCCCCUCUAAGCCAUGACAACGAUAUAGUUGGUUACACAAUCUUCUAUAUAAUCGAUACACCAGGAUCUCGUGGAAGAUGGGAGACAGAAUCAACCAAGGGAAACGAAACGUUUGCAAUGGUCCCACAACCUCACCAGGUUACUUCUGAGACUAGAUAUGUGUUUCGCUUACAAGCUCGUGGAAUAAACGGCGCCGGACCACCCUCCGACGACUUUAUUUUUGAUGCAAAUAAAAUUUUAGCAGAUCUCAAGACAAGUGAAGUAACGACUUCAGACAACGAGUGCAACCUCCCAAAAGAAUCUGGCCACUGUUUAGCAUACUUCAGGAAUUACUAUUACAACUCUGAACAUCAACAGUGCGAGGAAUUUAUCUACGGAGGCUGUGGAGGGAACAAAAAUAAUUUCAAAAGCAAAGAGGAAUGUGAAGAAACAUGUAUAAAGGAUCGUGUUCAGGUUCAACCAGGUCAAACAGAUAACGCUCCAUUAUCUGCUCCAAGAAACCUGGUAGUCACCGAGUCCAAAAUCUUGUCGCAUGCUCUUGACCUCCACUGGGACCCUCCUCUCAACCAUGGUGACGGUAUAACCGGAUACAUAAUCUACUACUCAGUUGAUACACCAGGGACCCCUAGUGAGUGGAAUGAGAUAGCAACUGAAGGAAGCGAAAAUUUCGCCACUGUUCCGGUGCCGCAUUCCGCAAAUGAUCGCAGUAAACUUGUGUUUCGUUUACAGGCUCAGGGAAGACACUCCAGUGGCCCAAUUUCUAAGGAUUUUGUGUAUGACUUUAAUAAAUUUUUUUCAGACGACAGAAGAAGUAGCUUUAAGAAUUUUCCAAGCUUAUGCAACCUUCCCAGUGACACUGGUCGUUGUUCAGCGUACAUCCAACGCUAUUAUUACAACUCUGACAUCAAACAGUGCGAAGAAUUUAUUUACGGAGGCUGUGAAGGGAACGAGAACAACUUCCAAACCAAGGCAGAAUGCGAAGAUGCUUGUGGAACAGAAGAGGAAUAUGACCACGUAUUACCCCCAAGAAAUAAUGUUCCAUUAUCGGCUCCAAAGAAUUUGGUGGUCACCGAAUCUGACACAGUGUCACACACUCUUGAUCUCUACUGGGACCCUCCUAUUAGUCCAGAUGAGGAUAUAAUCGGAUACACAAUCUACUACCUCAUUGACACCCCAGGGUCUCGUGGCGAGUGGAAAGUGGAGAAAACUGAGGGAAGAGGAACUUUUGCGACGAUCCCUCAACCGCAUGUCGUGACAUCAGAGAGUAGAUAUGUGUUUCGUUUAGAAGCUCGAGGAAGAAACAGCGUAGGACCGGCUUCUGAGGACUUUAUUUUUGACCAUAAAGAAAUUGUGGCAGAUUUAACGCACAGUGGUCCAUCAACUCCAACUAAUUUGUGCAACCUUCCGAGUGACUCUGGUCCGUGUCAUGCUUUAUUGAGGCACUAUUAUUACAACUCAGACAAAAACCAAUGCGAGGAAUUUAUUUACGGAGGCUGUCAAGGCAAUGAAAAUAACUUCCGAACUAAAGAAGAAUGUGAGGAGUCAUGUGGAAAAAAAACAACCGAAGAUGUCUCGACACCAGCAACUAAUGUUCCAUUAUCGGCUCCGAGAAAUUUAGUUGUUAAAGAAUCCCACACGUUGUCGCACGUUCUUGAUCUCCACUGGGAUCCUCCUCUUAACCAUGGCGAGGGCAUAAUCGGAUACACAAUCUACUACUUAAUCGACACUCCAGGGUCUCGUGGCGAGUGGAAUGUGGAGAAAACUGAGGGAAGUGGAACUUUUACGACGGUCCCUCAACCUCAUGAGGUUACUCCAGAGAGUAGAUAUGUGUUUCGUUUACAGGCUCAGGAUAAAAACGGCAUCGGACCCAUUUCUGAGGACUUCAUUUUUGAGCAUAACGAAAUUUCGAUAGAUUUGAAGACGAGUGAAGUAUUGAGUCCAGAUGGAGUAUGCGACCUCCCAAAGGUUUCUGGUCCAUGUCAUGAGUAUCAUUUACGACACUAUUACAACCCGGACAACAAAAGGUGUGAGGAAUUUAUCUACGGAGGUUGUGAAGGGAACAAAAAUAAUUUCAAAUCCCUAGCUGAAUGCGAAGAGAAAUGUGGAAGAAAACAUGGAGAGGACCGUGUUCCACCAACUCGAAAAGAUAAUGUUCCCACGACCAGUAAACCUGUAACUGGUGAUAUUUUCUGCAACCUUCCAAACGAUGCAGGGCCAUGUUUUGACUACUUAAAACGCUACUAUUACAGCCCAGACUACAAUCGAUGUCUCCAAUUUAUCUACGGAGGCUGCGAAGGAAACGAUAAUAAUUUUGAAACAAAGGCAGAAUGCGAAGACGCUUGUGGAGGGGAACAAGUCCAACCUCGUAGAACUUCGAACAUUUAUGUUCCACUGUCUGCUCCAAAAAAUCUGUUGGUCACCAAGUCCAGAGAGAAGUCACAUACUCUUGAACUUCACUGGAAUACCCCUGCCCAAGCAACUGAGGAAAUAGUCGGAUACGUAAUAUAUUACUCGUUCGGUACACCGGAGACGCCUAGUAGCUGGAGAGUGAUGAAAGUAUCUGGGAAUAACACCUUUGUCACAAUAUCAGAUCCUCAUUUAGAAAAUUACCAAAAAAGCCUCAUCAUCCGAUUACAGGCUCGUGGAAAAGAGCGCUUUGGAACAGUUUCUGACGACUUUGUGUUUGAAGUUGAAGACUUUGUGACAGGUAGAAAAGCCGAUAGUCAUUUAGAGGCAAAUACUUUCUGUCAUCUUCCAAGUGACUCGGGCCCAUGUAGAGCCGCUUCCAGAAACUAUUACUACAAUUCGGAAGACAAGCGAUGUAAAGUAUUUAUCUACGGAGGCUGUGAAGGGAACAAAAACAAUUUCAAAACCAAAGAAGAAUGUGAAGAAACAUGUGGAAGUGAAAUUCAUACUUCGAAUCACAAUG